This is a messenger RNA of Nelumbo nucifera (sacred lotus), 2544 nucleotides long. RefSeq lists its product as uncharacterized. Gene Ontology annotation, molecular function: protein binding. Lineage: Eukaryota; Viridiplantae; Streptophyta; Magnoliopsida; Proteales; Nelumbonaceae. The record is from RefSeq and is a predicted model, not a curated record.
GUCCAGAGUCCAGACAAAUCAAAGAACCAGAACCGGACUCAUUGACAGCCCUAAAUAGCAAAUCGAAAAUCCAAGCGUGAAACGCGAGGCAGUAAACUCUUUCCCUAUCCGAAUUCGACCUUGGAAGCGGAAGAAGCCUCCCGGCUACCGGCCGGCUGGACGCAUAAACGACGAGAGCGUGGGCUGGACUCUGCAGAAAAUGGAUAGUUUCUCUCUUGCAAUUACAGUACAUUCAGAUUUCGUUCCAUCAUUUACCAGAAGCAAUACCAUCCACAACUACAUUAACGUCCAGUCCUUUCCCUAUAACUCCAAGAAGCGAAGGAAGUGGAAAAGCCAUCCCCUUGUUUUAGCGGUUACAGCUUCUUCUUCUCCUUCGAUUAAAGAUGUCUGGAGAAGGUCAGAUAAUGUUUCUUCUUCUUCUUCUUCUUCCAUGGUCUCAUCUGGUCGUCAUAUUCAUCAAAAACACUACAAAUACCAACGUGAUAAGCAACAACAAGUAUUGUGUUGGGAUCACAGUGUGGACAUGGACGACCUCCUCUCGUCGAUUAGGCAGACCUCAACUGAACAGGAACUCUAUGCCCUUAUGUCCCCUUACAAAGGGAGGCAGCUCUCUCUCCGCUUCAUGGUCUCUCUUCUCUCCCAUGAGUCGGACUGGCAACGCUCCCUUGCCCUUCUCGAUUGGAUGAUUGAGGAGGCUGCUUAUUCUCCCUCUGUCUUUGCCUACAAUGUUGUCAUCCGUAAUGUGCUUCGCGCCAAGCAGUGGGAUCUUGCCACUGGCCUGGUCGACGAAAUGCGCAGUAGGUCGCUCUCCCCUGACCGCUUCACUUACUCCACUCUCAUUACCCAUUUCGGCAAGGAGGGACUCUUCGACGCUGCCCUCUCUUGGCUCCAACAGAUGGAGCAAGACCGAGUUUCUGGUGACCUCGUUUUGUAUAGCAACCUUAUCGAGCUUUCACGCAAGCUCCACGACUACUCCAAGGCCAUCUCCCUCUUUUCGAGAUUGAAGCGCUCUGGCAUCACCCCUGACCUUAUCGCUUUCAAUUCAAUGAUUAAUGUAUUUGGCAAGGCUAAGCUUUUCAGGGAAGCUCGCCUUCUCCUCCAAGAGAUGCGCUUGGCCAGCGUUCCUCCGGAUACCGUCAGCUAUUCCACUCUUCUCACCAUAUUUGUGGAGAAUAGGAGACUUGUUGAGGCGUUGUCCAUAUUCUCUGAGAUGAAUGACGUUGGGUGUCCGCUUGAUAUCACCACUUGCAACAUUAUGAUUGAUGUCUAUGGCCAGUUGGACAUGGCUAAAGAAGCUGAUAGACUUUUCUGGAGCAUGAGGAAAAUGGGAAUUGAGCCUAAUGUCGUAAGCUACAAUACCCUCCUGAGGGUCUACGGUGAGGCCGAGCUCUUUGGUGAAGCUAUUCACCUUUUUCGUUUGAUGCAGAGGAAGGAUAUCGAGCAGAAUGUUGUCACUUAUAACACAAUGAUUAAGAUUUACGGGAAGUCCCUAGAGCACGAGAAAGCCACCAACCUUAUCCAAGAAAUGCAGAGUAGAGGAAUUGAGCCGAAUGCUGUUACAUACUCAACAAUUAUCUCAAUAUGGGGAAAGGUCGGGAAGUUGGACAGGGCAGCGAUGUUAUUUCAAAAGCUAAGAAGCUCUGGAGUGGAGAUUGAUCAGGUCCUUUACCAAACAAUGAUCGUGGCGUACGAGAGAGCAGGUUUAAUAGGACAUGCCAAGCGUUUGCUCCACGAACUCAAGCACCCAGACAAUAUUCCUAGGGAGACGGCUAUUACCAUACUCGCAAGAGCUGGUCGGAUUGAAGAGGCUACCUGGGUUUUUCGUCAGGCUUAUGAUGCCGGGGAAGUUAAGGAUAUCUCUGUCUUUAGAUGCAUGAUUGAUCUCUUCUCAAGGAAUAGAAAGCAUACAAAUGCCAUCGAGGUGUUUGAGAAAAUGAGAGUGGCUGGAUAUUUUCCAGAUUCUAAUACAAUUGCCCUUGUACUGAAUGCUUAUGGGAAGUUGCGGGAUUUUGAUAAGGCAGAUGCUGUUUAUAAGGAGUUGCAGGAUGAGGGUUGUGUUUUCUCAGAUGAAAUUCAUUUCCAAAUGCUAAGCCUUUAUGGAGCACGAGGGGAUUUUAAAGAAGUCAGUUCACUGUUUGGAAGGCUGGAUUCUGAUCCCAACAUUAAUAAGAAAGAGUUGCAUCUUGUUGUUGCCAGCAUUUACGAAAGAGCAAAUAGACUGGAUGAUGCAUCUCGAAUUAUUGAUCGGAUGAGAGAAAGGGAACUCUCAAAUUCAUUGUGACCAUAAAGGCAAAGAACUUGAUCCUCGUAAAGACUAAAUUUCAAGCAAACUAUUGUAAAUUUAAUGGCCUUGAAUUAAUUCUUUUGUAAAUUUUUGUUUUGAUAAAUCCCCUUACUAUAAAGGGUCGUGUAGCUUAUUUGUCUGCUGAGUGUAGCAGAGUAUAUACUUGGAAUUGUAUUUACUUUCUUAGGUAUUGUAAUUAACCUUUUGUUAAGGAGAAAAAGGAAAGAAUGUAGUGUAUAUUUGUUGGAUCAGCCAUUCCA